Molecule: messenger RNA, 1134 nt
Organism: Symbiodinium sp. CCMP2456
Lineage: Eukaryota; Dinophyceae; Suessiales; Symbiodiniaceae
Source: the annotation of a GenBank genome assembly
AUGACGGCGCUGCUGAAGGUCUUCCUUGCGACGGCGCUUCCGCAGGCAGCUGCUGAAGGAAUCCAGGUCAUUGCAGCCGGCGUCUCAAGGACUUCAACGCAGUCGCUGUCGCUCGCUCUGGCAAAGCUGGGCCACAAGACCCUUCAUGCAGAAGGCUUUCAUCCGAAACUGCAGCUGGCAAGGGAAGCACCGGACAUCGUGGACCGUGUGACCAAGGCAGCUCGACGGUCCUUCGCCGAACACAGUUUCGAGGUGCUGGAGCCUACGCUGGAACAGCUGGAGAUGCUGAACGUCACGGCGUUGGUAGAUAUCCCGUGGUCCCAGUAUGGAGUUGAGCUCCACCGACGCUAUCCCAAGGCCAAGGUUAUCGUGACUGUUCGUGACAAAGAGUCCUGGUUUCGCAGCUACUGGGAGCAUUUCCGCUGGGGGGCCCUGCUGCCCCCGCCCCCGUUCCCAUCCUUUCCCAUCACGCAGCCGUUCCCGUUGACAGUUCUCUACCAGCCCUUUGCGCAGUAUUGGCGUCUGGUCUCAGAGCGGAUUGGCUGUGGUGCAGUGACGCGGUUUCCACCAUGGCCACUGACGGACGACGAGAAGCAAUCAUGUCUGGAUGGCUUUGAGGAGCACUUGCAGAGGCUGAGACAGGCCAUCCCGCCAGAGGCGCUCUUAGAGUACAACAUUCGAGAAGGCUGGGAGCCCCUUUGCCGCUUCUUGGACCGGCCAAUCCCAGAGGAGGCCUUUCCCAGGGAAGAUUCCUACAGCUCACUGCACUGGAAGGUGGGCCCCUGGAGCUUCAUUGUGAUGGUGUACCUGGGCUACUGCCUGCCAGUCCUGGUCGUCAGUCUAUUGCUGCGUUGGCACAGAGGAUUGAGAGGGAAAGGCGUGCAAGUGGUUAGCUGCGACUUCUCCGGGCCCUCCAGCUUGGUGAAGCAGGCGCGCGGUGCCAUGUGCAAGUACAUCGUUCAGAAGCGCAUCAAACAUCCGGCCGAUUUGAAGAAGUUUACAGGAGAUGCGAAGAACAGGUUUGUCUUCAACGCUGCAAAGUCCAGCAACAGCAAGCUCGUAUUCACGCGUGGAGGCGCAACCAAGAGGAAAUCCGUUGAGGCACUGUGGCCCAAGAAACGCAGGCGGACGUGA